Molecule: messenger RNA, 7230 nt
Organism: Wyeomyia smithii (pitcher-plant mosquito)
Lineage: Eukaryota; Metazoa; Arthropoda; Insecta; Diptera; Culicidae
Exons: 7
Coding region: 634-6390 (1918 amino acids)
Biological process (GO): positive regulation of nuclear cell cycle DNA replication; regulation of cell cycle phase transition
Cellular component (GO): nucleus; Dbf4-dependent protein kinase complex
Molecular function (GO): nucleic acid binding; protein serine/threonine kinase activator activity; zinc ion binding
Source: RefSeq, a predicted model, not a curated record
GCUGCUGCCGCCACGGCAACAAAAAGUUAUACCAAAACGUCAAACAAAAAAAAAGAACGGUAAGUGCUCUUCGUUGUUUAUCGUUCGCACGGUUUUUCGUUCGUUCGUGUCGCGAAGUAAAGUGAACACAGGAAGAAAAAUGGCGCGUGUUCGCGGGUGGUCAAAUUUUCCGUGAAAAGUGGUGUAAAAUCGUGAAUUUUCUGCCCGGAAAUAGCUUUUACUUGGAGCCACAGUGAAACUACAGCUCGGGAAGAUAAAAGUUAGUAGAAUCGUGAACUGCUUGUGUGUAAAACUUUGACAAAAUUUCUACCAGGUCAUUCCCUGCUUGGCUUCUUUACCGUUUUCCUGAUGUUGCACCUUCCAUGCCACAAAUACAGUUUUGUGGGCUGCUCCGUUCACACCAAUCCGCGCGAAUCCGUCGGGUGUGCAUCUGUGUGCGUGCGAUCGCAGUGUUUUGAAUAUGAAUGACCUCUGUCUCUCGUUUUCGCUUUUAAGAAAAAGGUAAUAAACAAAAGGUUGGGUGUUUUGUAAACAUGCAAGUUGUGCAGUUUCUACGCCUUAUAAAGUGUCAGUUUUCAUCGUGAAUGUAAACGCCUAACUUGGUGCAAAACAGUGUGGCAGCGGGCGAUAGGUAUGGUAUCGCCCUCCAAGAGCAAAUACUCGAGGGUCGCAGCCAACCAGCAGCAUAAAACGGCUUCCAACAAAGUAAAACUCGUGAAAGGCCCACGACCCUUGAUAUAUCACCGCUUCUACUUGGACAUCCAAAAUUUCAAGCUUGCCAACAAAAUCGAACUAACCAUAAAGGAGCUUGGCGGUAAAAUUGAAUUCUUCCUGAAUAAAGAAAUUACACAUUUCAUCACCGAUAAGGAAUACCAGAAUCAGCAACGGACACAGCAAAAGCAAACCGUAGACUUUGCGGAAGGAACACCCUCCAGCUAUCAGCAAUCACCGGUGACACCUACGACACCGCUAACACCCAGAACACCCCACUCGCAUCAGUAUCAUCAUCUGCAGUAUGUAAACGAAGCUUCCCCGUCGUCACCAUGUGUAAGCAGUGUUCCAACAGCAGCAGCAGCAGCAGCUUCGGCUUCGGCAAGUGGUACAACAGUAGCAGCAGCCGGCAAUGCUGCGAGGAGCAACACUGGUAGUGAGUACAGGGAUAUACCGGUAAGACCCCGCAGCCGUGCGGAUGCUAUGCUUCAGCGAGUCCGCCAGCAGAAUCAACCCAGCAGUAAUCACCACUCGAGUGCAUCGAACAAUCGUCUGUCUUCGACCUCGGCCCGGUCCCGCCCGGAUAGUCCCUGCAGUCCCGUACCGGCUCCAGCUCCGGCAACUCCCGCGAUCAUCAACAACACAUUCCGCAUAGAUCGUAAUAGCCAAAGUCCGGUGCAGUUGGCCAAAUCCUGGGGGAAACCGAUCUGGUCUACCGAGUACGCCGUUAAGUUCCUGAAGAAGGUAAUCGAAACCUGCAAAGCCGAUCCGGAGCUGUAUUCGCUGCCCAAGUCGUCGUCGGCCGCAGCGAAGAAAGCUACCCAUUUGCAGCAUUUGCGGGGCGACUUUGUGAAGAUCGAAUCCUUUCAGCGGCAUCAUAGACCGGCGUUUCAGUUGUUCAAAAAGUGGCCCUGCCUUAAUUUGAACGCCAAGGCCAGCGGUUCACCGUUCGAUAGUGAGAAGGACAGAUCGUUGAGGAAAGAGGCAACUACGACACGGGUUGAAAAUAGUGUAAAAACAACAGCUACGACCAAUGCGACCACCAAGCAGCAGACCAAUUUGCAACAACAGUGCGGUUAUUGUGAGAUCUGCCGAAUCGAGUACGAUGUUCUGGCGAACCAUUUAAUUGCGGAAGAGCACAGUGCAUUUGUGAACAAUGAUGCCAAUUUUGUGGCGUUGGAUAAACUAAUCAGUGAAGGUGGUGUUGGAUUGGAAACGUUUUUGAGUGUGAACAAGAAACUUGCUGAAGAAGAGUCGGUGGUGGAAAAGGACAGUGAAGAGAGCGUUGACAGUGGAACUUGCGAGGACAAUAUAGUGAAAGAGGACUGGGAGGCAGCGAAGAGUGAAACAGGCAAAGCAGUGGAAGAUAGUGAGCAGGAAAAGAGUAAUCAAAUAGCAGACGACGCAGCAGUGCCGAAAGUUUUGCGGACAUAUUCGAGGAAAUCUAAAGACAAACAUUCAACACCUGCAGCACCGGAACCGAUCGCUACCAGAUCUCCUCCGGUAAAACGUACAUACGCUGGUCGCAGAUCGGCACAAUCAUCUCCGGUAUCUACUAAACCGGAACCGGCAACUGCAGCUGGUAAAGUAGUAGCAGCAGCAGCAGCAUCAACAUCAUCCACAACCGCGGCUGAACCGCAAAUGUUUGGACGGCGUUCGGCGAUUCAUCAUCAUCCUCAUAAUACACUGAAUCAUCACAACCAUCAGAAAGCGAAGGCAGCGAAGCUUGUCCAGCAGGCCAUACUAAAUAGUGCGACGAAGGAAUUGACAGCAGUAGCGGCAGCUUCAAAAGCGACAGUAGUAGAAACACAGCAGCCGCAACAGCAUAAAAAGGCUAGAGCUCCUGCAGUUGAGGCGGAAGCGAAUGCGAUGAAAGUGCUCAACGACAACAGCUCCACUAGUGAGAAGGAGAAAGAGCGUCACCUGAAGCGUAGCGUAGCGGACAAGAUGGGACUGAAAGGGUCCACCAUUAAACCGGUCAGCCACCCGGUUGAACUUUUGGAGUGCGAAGGACUAGAUCCAAAGAACACCAAGCGAAUCAGUCUGGGGCUGCGCCAGAAUCCAAAAAGAGCCAAUUUAAAUGAAGAUUUCACCAGCCUGUUGGACGAAACGCUCGGACCGAUGCGAAAGGCCCGAGUACGAAGGGAGUCUGCCAAGCGGGUUAACUACUCCGAACCACGGGAGGACGAAAUCGUUUCCCAGGAGGAAAUUAUGGAAAGUAUUUUGCUGGAAAGCACCGCCAAAGAUGCUACCGCCAAUGAGAACGGCACAAAGAAGAAAACAGGAGGUUCUCCCAAGCGGCAAUUGGACGUCAAAAUCCGUGGAAUUCGGUGGAGAGCUCCAUCGCCACAGGCUCGACCACCCGUAAAAUCUCCUUUGCUAUACAAAGUGAUUGAACAGCCGAAAUCGAAACCUAAUAGAAAAACGAUUUCGCCUGUCAAAGACGCAACCAACACCGGAGGUAGUCCUACCAAGUCAAACAAAAACGGUCUCAUCGUGAAAAUCCGCAGAGUCCGGCAGUCGGAGCUAAGUUUAUUGAAUGACGAGGCCGAAAACUUUAUGUUUCCUAAAAAAGACGAAAGUUCCGAAGAGGAAACUGACGAAGAUAGACAAACAACUUCGGAAACCGCUCCGGGAGAUUUCUCACAAGAGAUCGCUAGCAGCGAUUUCGAGCACCGAAAUUCAAGCAUGCGAAAAUUGGCUGCAACCCCUGGCCCUGGAAGAAAGCGGGCGGUUUCGGUAGCACCUACCUGUAGAUCGCGAGGGGGAUCUCCCAACAAAAAGCAAACCAGGGUUGCCGAUCAGGAACUUGUUACCACACCUACAACGUCUGGUGUGAAGCAACAACGUCGUCAAAAUCGAGGAACAGCGGCACUGUUACAUGACAACGCUGAGUAUUACAAAUUUCCUGAUCCGGGAUCUAGGUUGCGAUUUCCGGAAGCCCCCAUCCAGCCAAACUCCGAAGUAGAACAGAAUGAUGGUGAUAAUGAUGCUGGUGUGAGUACACCUCGUGCCGUGAAGGGCAAAAAGCGUGGCAGACGUGGACUGACACCGGGCCCGUCGUCUACGGUUACGAGCAGCACUGCUGAGAAGCAAAAGGAACAGCUAUUGCUCGGUACCCGAUCUUCACCGACGUCACCAUACCAGCAUCAGGAGCUGCUGUCCAACUGCGGCAAAACCAUCAUCAACUACGUCAAGGGGAAGGAGGAUGGGAUGGGGGUGUUCAAGUGGAGCAAUUUUAAUCGAAACUGUAAACUGAUUGAACCGUAUCGGUUCGCGUUCGAGCGCGUACCGUCGCUGGAGCCGUGGUAUGAAACGUUCCAGCGGCAGGACGAGUCUAGCGAGAAAAUGUACGAAUAUUUUGGAAAUACUGCCUACCGGAAACUGCCAUACGAAAUGGGACCUCUACCCCCAUUGCGACAAAACUGCUGUAUCCUAAACUAUCGGAUGAAGUCGAAGACGCCGGAAUCGACUGUUCCCGCCUCCUCAGGGAGCAGCUUAAGCGGUAGCACAAGUAACCUAGCCAGUACUGGCAGCAAAAAGGGCACAACCAACUCAGCAGCCAGUAAUGCGGCUGAAGCAAACUUCGAAGAGGACGACAAGCAAACCCUGUCGCUCCCGUUGAAGAAACGGAAACAUCUAAUUGACGCCGACCGGCCUCGCAAAAGUCCCCGGGAACACGCUUCGACGCUUGCCAUACUGAGUUUACUGCAUCAGCAGCAGCAACACAAUCGAAGAAGAACGUUCAGCGGUUCGAGUGUAAGCUUUCCGAUCGUUUCCCCAGGCAGUCUGCCGCCGCCUAGUCCGGUGUACAGCCCGAAAAAAAUUGCCAUUCAGCAGCAAAAGCAACAAGAAGCUGACUCUGCCCUCGGUGAUGAGAUCCGGUCUUCAUGUGGAAGUGAUCCCUUCACAGAGAAGGAAGUAUCUUCGGAACCCACCAACAAAAUCAAAUUUGACCCUCCGGUGCUAGAGGAUACCUACGUUAAUUACAAGGUUAUGUGCCAAGAAUUGGAUAAUUUUUUGAGCGAGCAAUCGAAUGAGGAAGAUCCACUUCUGCUUGGAAUGGAGCAUCCAUCCUCUGAUGCGCAGUUCGUUCCGAUCGGAGUUGCUCCGAGCGUGAAACCGAUCAAGCGUGAUUUGCUUGACAUCGUGCAAAGCUGUGAUAAAGAUCCGCCGCUCAGUCUGAAGCUGGUCAGUCGACACGAGAGUAUUGUUCGCAAGAUCGUACAAUAUGAUCGGAGGCCGCGACCCCUGGCAGCUGUUUCAGUCAAGUCAUUCGACGGAGGAGGUAGUUUGGGUUUCUUCAAAAAACGUAUCAAUCGUACCGGAUGGCCCAAUUCCAAAAAGCGAAUAGUGACAAGAAAGCAGCAACAGCAGCAGCAGCAAUUGUCAUCGGUUAAGAAGGAAGACGGUAGUGAGGAGACGCUAAAGACAAAAGUGGAAACUGUUGUUGAAGGUGAGGGAUCGCGAAAAUCUUCUACGGAGGAGUCGCAACAAAGUGGGUCUUCAGGUGCUGGAAAAGUUAAGCUAGAAGAAGAAGACGAUGAUGAUGACGAGGACGAUGAGGAUGAAUUCGAGGACACGAUGACAAUGAUGGACUAUGAGGAGCCAAAUGCUAAACCAGAUCAGACAAUCAGUGAUGACGAAGAAGUAGUGGAGGAACCGAAAAAAGUGGUAGCUGAACCGCCUCGAUCUCCCGUCCGAACUCAAAUCGAGGAAGUCAUCAUUCCCAACCGAACCAGCUCCCGGCCGCCAUUACCUAGCAGUAAGUACGUCACCAAAACAACUACCACGAUGACUCGCAUCGACUACAACGUGACGGUUCCGAGUGAAGAGCAACCAUCGCAACCGCCACCGCCACUACCACCACCGCCUGUUGGAUCGGUAACAACGAACCAUUGUCGUAGCAAAUCUACCACCCACAGUGCCACUGCGGCUGCACCUCCGGCGUGUCCUCCGGUGGCUACUGUCACCGUCAACAGCCAUCAGCACGAAGACGAUGACAAGGAAUGCGACUCGAUAAGCUCGCGAAGCAUUUUUGUGAGCGAUGACUGUGAUACAACUUCAUCGACGCUGAUCAAUAUGUGCGCCGAAGAUCCGCUAGCCAUCACCCGAUCCGGAACACCUGCUACACCGCAACCCACUGACGACACCACCAACACGGAUCGGCCUGUUUCGCGGUCUCGAAUCAACAACACUCGCCAUCUCAACUUUGGUCCCAGGAAGCGGAACUCCGCCGGUGGUGGCCUUAGCAAUAAUUCCGGUAAAUCAUCCACCUUGCAACCGAUCGUCUGUCUCGAGAAGCUCAACUGUUCGUCGAUGCGAACUCGAUCCUCGUCGAGAACGCCCGUCAAAACGUACAAACGAUCCAUUUUCACGAGUGCUCUGGUCAGUUCGUCCGGUAUUCCACUGAAGCGAAAGAAGAAAAAGAAACACAAACUGAACGGUACCUCUGGUUCCUCUGGGGGUACCUUCUCGCCAAGUUGUUCCGACGAGCAGAACUCCGCAUCUUCUUCGCUGGACUGUGACGAAACAACGCCAGUGACGGUGAAUAACGGCACCGAGGGGACGUCUCCUCGCCAUCGAACGCCCAAGAGCCGCCCGACAACGCCAAGCCCGCUCAAGUUCUCCCCACGCAAGCUACGCAAACCACGAGGGAGGUGGUACAGGGAAAGAUAGGUAAGUUCCUCUCUGCAUCAGAUGAAUUAGAACUAGCUUCUAGUGUUAGCACAAUAGUAUUAAUAGUAGGUUAUGUUUGUGUGUGAACCGAAGGGACUAAAGCAAGAAAAAGAAAACACAAAAUUAUCGCCAAAAUCCAACCACAGUUUGAAACCGUUUAGGAUUAUGAGAAGCAAAAGGCUAAAAGUAUACUGAUAUUUAUCGGAACGUUUUGUAGAAAACAAAAAUCGAUAAGGCAAGACCCCAAAUUUUCCCCCAUCUCAUAAUCAUUGUUGUUGGUAGUGUAAUAGGAGAGAAGCUGGUUUAUUUUUUUUACGAAGUGGGGCAAUGAAAAUUCUGACUGAAACGUACACAAAUUGGCUGCAUUGUUUUUUCUGUUAUUUAAAUUUCGUUGUUCUGAUUCAGCUACUGAAUGUUUUUGGUUGUAUUCUCAUUUGAAUUUUUCUUUCCCUCUUUACCACUCUAUUUAAAUUAGCUGUAUGACGCGUAAAAACUAGUAGAAAUGAGAAGAGACAGACGAAUCGUGAGAAAUAGGAGAAAACCCAUUAUUACUGUUUUAGACUUAUUUUGUAUUAUAGUUCUCUCGAACACCGUAGUUAAUUGACCGAGGGAAAUGCCUAAUUUUCGGGUAAUCGAUAAACCAAUAGGAAGCUAGGAGUCAUACAAGUUAGUGGAUCGCUAAUGGAAAUACAAAACUUACAGCAGAAAAAUCAUUUUAAAUUAUAAUCGUAACACAAUGUACUUUCUGAACAUAAAUGAGAAACUAAUUUGGAAGCAAAAGAUAUCUAGAGUGAUACAAUCGAAGGUGUAAUAAAGAAGACGAUGUUCAUAAAAUUACGA